UCUCUCCUCAUUUCAGGGUUUAAGGGGAAAGAAAGAGCUCUCAUGGCGUCGUUACUGCGGCCCGCCCUUAAACCCUAGUCGCAGUCGAAGCGAUGGACAAGACCAUCCUCGGAGAGCUGGAUUCCCUCCCCGAAGAAGACAAGCUCCGGCUGAGCGCCUUCGUCGACCGUCUCCAAGCGCGCGACAGUCUAAGGUUGUAUAAUUCUUUGGUGGAGAGAUGCUUUAUCGAUUGUAUCGAUUCUUUCUAUCGCAAGUCUCUUGGCAAGCAAGAGGAGAGAUGCGUGCUUCACUGUGCUGAAAAAUUCCUGAAGGUAUCAGCAUAUGUUGGAAUUAGACUGGCGGAGCUCAACCAAGCAGAACAGCAAUCAAAUCCAAGAUGACCCUCACUUGCUGAUAGGAACAAUGGUGUUGUCAUUGGUUUUUUUUUUCCCCUCCUGAGAAGAUCCCCAAUGAAUGAGAUGGCAGUGUCGUGUUGGGAGUUUGAUGUAGCGACAGAUAUUCUUGCAUAAGAGUGUAAAAGAAUCGAGGAACACAAUAAUCUUUACCAUCCAAUAUCUUGCUCGUUACUUCAACCGAGUGUAGCCACUACCGUGAUUUUAGAUGGAAAUUCUUACUGUAAAAUGAGCGAUAAGAGAGUAGCUUGAAAGGGUCAUGUUUUCAUGACCCGCCUUAACAGGUUGAUCUUUUAAGCAAUAGCAUUCCUGCUAUACUUCUUUCUGGACGCAUUUUAGUGAUGUUUCUGUUCGUUUCUUGAA
Syzygium oleosum is the source of this 755-nucleotide messenger RNA. Its product is annotated as mitochondrial import inner membrane translocase subunit Tim9-like. The record is from RefSeq and is a predicted model, not a curated record. Lineage: Eukaryota; Viridiplantae; Streptophyta; Magnoliopsida; Myrtales; Myrtaceae. The coding region runs from base 93 to 380 and encodes 95 amino acids. The transcript has 2 exons.